CCGACCCAGAACUCGCUCGGCGAAAUGCUGCGCUGUUGCGCGAGAACCGCUCUUGGCGCCCGCGCUCUCCCUCUGAGGCGGCUGGCGGCGCGGCCCCUGAGCAUCAAGGCGACGCGGGCGGCGCAGGAGUACGACAAGAGCCUCUGGGGCGAGGGGUUUUACGUCAUUGACGACCUCGACGAGCAAGCCGAGGUGCUUGAGACUGCAGAGGAUGGCGUCACCCCGACCGUCGUCGCGCCUCGCGUCGAGAUGACGCUCGAGUGGCUGGUCGAGUCGCCGCCGCCGGAGCACACGUGGGAGGAGCCGCCCAUCUUUUAUGACGUCCUCCCAGACGGCGACGACCACUGAGCGCUGCCCUUCACCGGCCCGUUGCUGGGUCCGGUGUAUUUCUGCUCCACAUCUGGUGUGAGGCUGUCUUGUGGUGGAAGGCUCCCAACGGCCGCGCGGCGCGCACGCGCGCGAGAGAGAGAGAAGGAGAGAGAGAGAGAGUGCGGAGGGGUGAGUGGAGAGCGCACGAGGAGGGGCGAGCCACGAGCUUUUGGUGGCGAGGGAGGAGAGACGUAAACCCAGCAGCCCGACGGGGGAGCGCGUGUUGUCGUUGCGAGGCUCGUCGUUUGGUGUUGACGCUAUCUGCGGGAUGAUAGUGUCCUCUCUGAACUUACAAGGAUAAAAUAGUUG
This is a messenger RNA of Emiliania huxleyi CCMP1516, 678 nucleotides long. RefSeq lists its product as hypothetical. The record is from RefSeq and is a predicted model, not a curated record. The coding region runs from base 25 to 348 and encodes 107 amino acids. Lineage: Eukaryota; Haptophyta; Isochrysidales; Noelaerhabdaceae. The transcript is spliced from 5 exons.